Macroventuria anomochaeta is the source of this 2029-nucleotide messenger RNA. Its product is annotated as U4/U6.U5 tri-snRNP-associated protein 2. Lineage: Eukaryota; Fungi; Ascomycota; Dothideomycetes; Pleosporales; Didymellaceae. Bases 89 to 1774 code for a protein of 561 amino acids. Gene Ontology annotation, molecular function: zinc ion binding; cysteine-type deubiquitinase activity. The transcript has a single exon. The record is from RefSeq and is a predicted model, not a curated record. Gene Ontology annotation, biological process: protein deubiquitination; spliceosomal complex assembly; mRNA processing.
GCGCCCGGCAUAUAUUACUCGAAAACCUAUACACAGAUCUCAUAUAAUACCUACUGGCCGGCCACUUGUGCAACUCCACGAAUUCGCCAUGUCCAAGCGACAGGCCUUUGAGCCUCUCGAAGAUGUCCUUGAUGCGCCAUCCCCAGCUUCGAAACGAGCGCGAGUCGAAGAUGUCGAUAUGGGCAGCCCGCAAACGAAUUGCGCACCUACAAAUGGGCGGCUCAUGUCUCCGCGACCGCAGGAUCAGGGAAAGGUGGACAUAUUAGGCGCAGACGCAGAAGAGCAUGCGGAGCUCGAGGAAGCUGGAGCGCUGGACGAUGUUGACGAAGACGAGUCCGCCAUGGCUGCGCCGAAACGACAAACUGCGCCCGAAGCUGGAUAUACCGACCUGUACCUCGAUACAAUAAACCGCAAAGUCCUUGACUUCGAUUUUGAGAAGCUAUGCUCCGUCACACUUUCGAACAUAAACGUCUACGCCUGUCUGGUCUGCGGGAAAUACUUCCAAGGAAGAGGGCCGAAGUCGCAAGCAUACUUCCACGCCCUGGAAGAAGGGCAUCACGUAUACGUCAACAUGGAGACAAAGAAGGUCUAUGUACUUCCAGAAGGCUACGAAGUGAAGUCGAAAUCACUAGAUGACAUCAAGUUUGUGGUGGAUCCGCGCAUGAGCAAGACAGAAGUUGCGCGUUUGGACAAGGAACCAAAGGUGUCGUGGGACCUCUUCAACAGAGAAUACAUCCCAGGCUUCGUGGGCAUGAACAACAUCAAAGCGAACGACUACUUCAACGUAGUAGUACAAGCAUUGUCGCAUGUUGUCCCUUUGCGCAACUACUUUAUGCUUGAAGACCUCUCGUCAAGACCGCAGAUUGCGCAGCGAUUCAGCACUUUGGUCCGGAAGAUAUGGAAUCCUCGCGCGUUCAAGACCCACGUAUCACCACACGAGCUACUACAGGACAUUGCGCUGCGAUCUUCAAAGCGCUUUACCCUGAGUGAGCAGUCGGACCCAGUCGACUUCCUCUCUUGGUUCCUUAACAACCUCCACUUAGCUGUGGGAGGUUCAAAGACAAAACCAGGGUCGAGUAUCGUUCAGAAGGUCUUCCAGGGGAUACUGAAAAUCGAAUCACAAGAGAUCACAGCACGUGCAGAUGCCGGGGAUCGUUUGAGAUUCGAAGACGCCGCAGUCAAGUCGAAUGUCUCCAAGUUCUUGGUACUUACGCUGGACCUGCCAGCUGCACCGCUGUUCCAGGACGCUUUAGAGAAGAACAUCAUUCCUCAAGUGCCAUUGACUACGAUCCUCAACAAGUACAACGGCAUACAACCGCAAGAGAAGAUGAAGGACCGUGUACGAUACCGCCUUCUACACCCUCUUCCGCCAUACUUGCUCUUCAACAUCAAGCGCUUUAGCAAGAACAAGUUCGUUUCGGAGCGCAACCCAACGAUUGUCACGUUUCCUGUCACGUCGCUGGACAUGUCGCCAUACGUGGAGCCUAACCCAAAGGAAUUCCCACCAGGCGAGCCGAUCUACUACGACCUCGUUGCCAACAUCACUCACGAAGCCGUCAAGAAAAAGGAUGAUAGUGUAGAAGGAGAACAAGAAUCCAAGGUCUGGAGGGUACAGCUCAAAGAUAGGAGUCGAGACGACUGGUACGGCAUCCAGGAUCUAUUUGUCGAGAAAGAACAAGCCGAAACACUGUUCACAAAGGAGGCCUAUGUUAUGGUAUGGGAGAGACGGAGAACGAAGCCGGCUGCGAAUGGCAAUGGUAAAGGCAAGGCUUGAUGAGGUGGUGAAUCUUGCCAAGAGCUGUCCACAUUCGGGCGUUGCAGUCUCAAGGUUGUAAGAUUGGACAUAUACACUGUCAACCACAUCAAGUGCAGAUAGGCCGCCUUCUGUUGUGGCAUAUAUGCAAAGGCUGGAGGCCUUCAACGCUAGCGCUGACUGCGCAAACCUUACAACUCACUCGAACCUAUACUUAGUGCGAUGUGUCUCAAGCCUCUUGUGCAGCGCCUUGAAACUUUGUGCAAGAAAUGUAAA